Molecule: messenger RNA, 1017 nt
Organism: Recurvomyces mirabilis
Lineage: Eukaryota; Fungi; Ascomycota; Dothideomycetes; Mycosphaerellales; Teratosphaeriaceae
Exons: 2
Coding region: 1-1017 (338 amino acids)
Molecular function (GO): N-acetylgalactosaminide beta-1,3-galactosyltransferase activity
Source: RefSeq, a predicted model, not a curated record
AUGGCGACCUUCCGGCUGACACGACGGCAAAAGAGACUACUGCAGCGAGGCUCCUUGGCUAUCCUCGCCUUGAUCGCGAUUAUCACGAUCUGGAACCGGCUUCGUUCCAGCGGCAGGUCUGACCUUUCACGCUUCAAAGUAUCGAAUGUCCGGGAGAUCCUUCCCCCAAGGAAACGUGACGGCUGCCUGGCCACUUACGAAGAGGAGAAUAUCGUCAUCAUUGUCAAGACCAGCGCCUCUGGAGAUCCAGGGCGGCUACAAGUACAAUUACAAUCAUCACUCCGCUGCGUCAAAGAUCUCCUCAUCGUCUCGGACUUGGAUGCUGUGGUAGAUGGAUACCAGAUCCACGACGUACUACAAUCCGUCGACCCGGCUAUCCGAGAUCAUGAUCCGGACUUCGACCUCUACCAUGCUCAACUUACUCUUUCAGCCCAAGGUUUUACGCCCGAGCGACUCGGGGAUAUAUUUCGAGGGAGUCCUAAAGUGGCGGUGCUGGAGAAGUAUAUAGCUUUACAGAUGCUGCGGAGGGCCUAUGAAGAGAUGCCGGGACGGGCGUGGUAUGUCUUUCUUCAGAGUGAUACGUAUCUGAACUGGGCGAAUCUUGUAACUUGGUUGGAGCGGAUGGAGGCGAGCCAGGGGCUCUUCAUCGGCGCACCGAACGUCAAGGCCGGGAUUAGAUAUAAUGACCUUAGUAGCGGCUUCGUGCUCUCGGCCUCUGCUCUGCAUGCCCUCGCUACUCAGCCGGCGGAGUUCUUCGCGGCUUGGGAGAAGCGGACGGCGCGGGAGGGAAGUGGGGAUAUGGUGCUCUCGCUCGCUUUGGCAGACGUCGGACUGAAUGUUAGUGGUGUGUGGCCUAUGCUUGGUGGGGACUCGUUAUAUGAGACGGCUUAUGGGAGGGCAGGGGCGUGGUGCCAGCCCAUCAUUACUUUGCGAGGUAUAGAUGGGGAGCAGAUGAGUGAAUUGUGGGGAUUGGAGAGGGAGGUGGAGCAGGCAGGGCGUAAAGCCAGACUGGGAUAA